Anolis carolinensis (green anole) is the source of this 891-nucleotide messenger RNA. Its product is annotated as proline rich transmembrane protein 1B-like. Gene Ontology annotation, cellular component: membrane. The record is from RefSeq and is a predicted model, not a curated record. Bases 405 to 860 code for a protein of 151 amino acids. Lineage: Eukaryota; Metazoa; Chordata; Lepidosauria; Squamata; Anolidae. The transcript has 3 exons.
UACAUGGGUCUGUGUCACUGCAAAGUAGAUUUACAGUAUAUGGCAAAACAGGCACAGAGCUGUAUCUGAAAUGACUGAAAGAGCCUUUGCAUUUGUAUGUGGAUGAGGAGUAACUGAAGAGCAUGUGAAGAGGAGACAAGGAAGGUAGAACAGAGUCCCCUCUCCCUACAAGAAGAUUCCAGUCCUCAAAACCACGGUUUUGUGCAAAGGAGGGCAAAGAUAAAAGGUAAAGAAAAGACUGAAGGUGAAAAGGAGUCGUUUGGGAGAGAGAAAACCUUCAAAAUACAGAGCUAAUAAUCUGAGCGAGCACAGGAAAGAAACCUACAGAGAUUCGAGAGUGAAGAAGGAAACAAGAAGAGAAGUGGGCCUGGGUAUGAAUCCAACUUGAAGUCAAGGAUCCCACCAUGGCGAGUCCUCCCCCGUAUUCUGAAAAGCCUAAAGCAUGGACCCCUCCUCCUCCGUCAGCACCUCCCAUGGGCCCUGUCAGACCUGGCCCUGCUCCACCACCGUACCCACCUUAUUAUGGCCCACAUGGCGUAGUAUACAACCAAGGACCAAUCCUUCAUCAACCACAGCCCAUCUUUAUUGCCGCAAUCCAUCGUGUAGAUGAACCUGAUUACAUGAUGUACUCCCUCUUUACUAUGCUUUGCUGUUGCCUACCUAUUGGCAUUGUUGCCAUGAUUUUCUCCUGCAAGACUCGAAGUGCCAAUAAUGCUGGAGAUGUCAGAAGUGCUCGGCAAUACUCCACGGUAGCACUUGCCUGUGCCCACACAGCGCUUGGAGUGGGCAUCUUGAUCAUGAUAUUUGGGAUUAUCUUGAGACUAAUACUUGCAAAGAAAACCCCUCAGUACAAUCCCUAAUAAGAAUGCAGUAAAAUUGAAGAGAUCAUGA